Molecule: messenger RNA, 2177 nt
Organism: Hipposideros armiger (great roundleaf bat)
Lineage: Eukaryota; Metazoa; Chordata; Mammalia; Chiroptera; Hipposideridae
Gene: PUM3
Product: pumilio RNA binding family member 3
Exons: 18
Coding region: 56-2002 (648 amino acids)
Biological process (GO): regulation of translation
Cellular component (GO): nucleolus
Molecular function (GO): mRNA binding
Source: RefSeq, a predicted model, not a curated record
GUGGCGGCCGGAGCCGGGACCUGCGGCGGCCUGGGCUCCACGUGUGCGAGUUGCUAUGAUGGAAGUCAAAGCGAAAAAAAAAUUUACAGGAAAAAGUACAAAGACAUCACAAGAAAAAAACAGAUUUCGUAAAAACAGUGAUUCUGGUUCUUUAAAGACGUUCCCAAGAAAAGUUCUUAAGGUGGGUGGACCUAAAAUCACACCUAAGAACUUUGAGAAAAGUGCCACAAAGCCAGGGAAAAAGGGUGUGAAGCAGUUCAAGAAUAAGCAGCAAGGGGAUAAAAUACCAAAGAAUAAAUUCCAGCAGGCAAAUAAAUUCAGCAAGAAGAGGAAAUUCCAGCUGGACGGGAAAAGUGAUGAAUCAGCAGCCAAGAAACCCAAAUGGGAUGAUUUCAAAAAGAAGAAGAAAGAACUGAAGCAAAGCAGACAACUUAGUGAUAGAACCAACUAUGACAUUGUUGUUCGGGCAAAGCAGAUUUGGGAGAUCUUACGAAGAAAAGACUGUGACAAAGAAAAAAGAGUGAAGUUGAUGAGUGAUCUGCAGAAGUUGAUUCAAGGAAAAAUUAAAACUAUUGCAUUUGCACAUGAUUCAACUCGUGUGAUCCAGUGUUACAUUCAGCAUGGUAAUGAAGAACAGAAAAAACAGGCUUUUGAAGAACUGCGAGAUGAUUUGGUUGAAUUAAGUAAAGCUAAAUAUUCCAGAAAUAUUGUUAAGAAAUUUCUCAUGUAUGGGAGUAAACCCCAGAUUGCAGAGAUCAUCAGAAGUUUUAAAGGCCACGUGAGGAAGAUGCUCCGGCACGCAGAGGCCUCGGCCAUUGUGGAGUACGCUUACAAUGACAAAGCCAUCUUGGAGCAGAGGAACAUGCUGACAGAGGAGCUCUACGGGAACACAUUUCAGCUUUACAAGUCAGCAGAUCACCCAACUCUGGACAAAGUAUUAGAGGUACACCCAGAAAAACUAGAGCUUAUCAUGGAUGAAAUGAAACAGAUUCUAACGCCAAUGGCCCAAAAGGAAGCUGUGAUUAAGCACUCUUUGGUACAUAAAGUAUUCUUGGACUUUUUUACCUAUGCACCCCCAAAGCUAAGAUCAGAAAUGAUUGAAGCCAUCCGUGAAGCAGUGGUAUACCUGGCCCACACACACGAUGGUGCCAGAGUGGCCAUGCACUGCCUGUGGCACGGCACUCCCAAGGACAGGAAAGUGAUUGUGAAAACAAUGAAGACUUAUGUUGAAAAGGUGGCUAAUGGCCAAUACUCCCAUUUGGUUUUACUGGCGGCAUUUGAUUGUAUUGAUGAUACUAAGCUUGUGAAGCAGAUAAUCAUAUCAGAAAUUAUUAGUUCCUUGCCUAACAUGUUAAAUGACAAAUACGGAAGGAAAGUCCUACUGUACCUACUAAGCCCCAGAGAUCCUUCACAUACAGUACGAGAAAUCAUUGAAGUUCUGCAGAAAGGAGAUGGAAAUGCACACAGCAAGAAAGAUACAGAGAUCCGUCGCCGAGAGCUCUUAGAAUCCAUCUCUCCAGCUUUGUUAAACUACCUGCAAGGCCACGCCCAAGAAGUGGUUCUAGAUAAGUCUGCCUGUAUGUUGGUUUCUGACAUUCUGGGAGCUGCCAUCGGAGACGUUCAGCCUGCCAUGAAUGCCAUCGCCAGCUUGGCAUCAGCAGAACUGCACCCUGGUGGCAAGGAUGGAGAGCUUCACAUUGCAGAACAUCCUGCAGGACAUCUUGUUCUGAAGUGGCUAAUAGAGCAAGAUAAAAAGAUGAAAGAAAACGGAAGAGAAGGUUGUUUUGCAAAAACACUCAUGGAGCAUGUUGGAAUGAAGAACCUGAGGUCCUGGGCUAGUGUAAAUCGAGGUGCCAUUAUUCUUUCUAGCCUUCUCCAGAGUUCUGAUCAAGAAGUUGCAAACAAAGUCAAAGCGGGACUGAAAAGCCUGAUUCCCACAUUGGAAAAAAACAAAAGCAACAGCAAAGGAGUAGAGACACUACUUGAGAAACUGUCCGCAUAGGUGGAAACAACAAGAUGGAAUCAUUUUUGCUCUUCUGAUCUGUUUUCCCAGUGCGGAAAAGAAGGGUUAGGGUCCACCUUACUGGUAACUUGGGUGCUCUGUUUAGGAGUUUCUUUUUUGUAUAAGAAUUUAUUUAUAAAAUAAUUUCUAAAAAUGCCUUUUAAAUUUUUUUUUA